AUGGAGCCGACACUAUAUGAGAUUGUAGUUGCUUUUGAGGAGGCCCUCAACUUUUGGCUUCUCCACCUUUCCGAUGUGAACACAGAAUUUAAAGCCGCCGUGUCUCCAGCUAAGGUCGAUGCACCUUUGGAAGAACUAGUAAAGAUCAGUAAACUCAUAAAGGCACACACAACGAAAGUGGGUAUUUUGUUCGAGCCUUCCUCGUUCAAGAAUGCCGGGUCGGCUGCAGUGAAAACCGUCUCGGAGCUUUCGUCUUCUUUUGUGCUUUACGUAUCUGUAUUGGCACAACUCUCGCCAGCUGCUAUUUCUAGAUUGUUCCAUAGAGAGAUUUUCAGUGUAUCAACAUCACUCAUCACCAACGCCCGUCUGCUUGUCAGCGAAUUGUUGGUUAUAAUCAAGGAGAAUGAGAAUGAAACGGCGACCAGCGACACAACAGGGAAGCCAGAAGACACGCCGUCACUGAACGAUGCGACAGAUCCGAAAGCCACCGUUGAUCCUCGCUUGGUAUCUGUGGGUAAAGUCUGGGCCUCAUGCGAUGAGAUGGUAAAACUAAUAGAGGCAGGUAAUUUGAGGUAUCUCGAGAAACAGACGAAAAUGCAUUUAACUUUGAUCGAUGACGGCCUCGAUGAGUUCUCCGAAUGGGCCGAAAAUCCCGAAGAGUUUGACGAUGAAGAUCCAUUUGGCUUUGAGGACGAAUUCUCUGAUGAAGAGGACGAUGAAUCGCCUCCAGUGGGCGAGGAAGAAUCCGACAGCGAAGAGACAAAUACCUCUUCCCAAGAGAAAGAAAAGCUCAGAAGCUACUGCAAGCUGUGGCUAGAAAAAUUCAAGUUGGUGCGUCUUCUAUUCUUCUCUAUCAACAAGUCUUUGCCGCUGCUUGUCGGAGGUGAAAGUAUUGACGAGAUAUACGCAGCCCAAGAACUGAUUUCCAGGGACAUUGACCAACUCAUAGUGGAUAUAAUGCUAAGUCAGGUCAUUGACCAUGUGGUUGAAAAGCACGCCACCAACAUAGACAAAGGAUGCUACAAGAUCGUGAAGAUAUUGAAGGGUGUUAAUGAGAAGAGUCCUACAAAGGUGAAGUGCGCACUGUGGGAGUCAAAGUUCAAGGAAUUGCUGGACGAGAUGUAUAAUUCCAUUGAAUAA
Australozyma saopauloensis is the source of this 1140-nucleotide messenger RNA. RefSeq lists its product as uncharacterized. Lineage: Eukaryota; Fungi; Ascomycota; Pichiomycetes; Serinales; Metschnikowiaceae. The transcript has a single exon. The coding region runs from base 1 to 1140 and encodes 379 amino acids. Gene Ontology annotation, cellular component: nucleus. The record is from RefSeq and is a predicted model, not a curated record. Gene Ontology annotation, biological process: regulation of cell cycle.